Messenger RNA from Hemicordylus capensis (graceful crag lizard), 3802 nucleotides. It is a transcript of the gene COG6, whose product is annotated as component of oligomeric golgi complex 6. The record is from RefSeq and is a predicted model, not a curated record. NCBI's taxonomy places the organism in Eukaryota, Metazoa, Chordata, Lepidosauria, Squamata, Cordylidae. Gene Ontology annotation, cellular component: COG complex. Gene Ontology annotation, biological process: intra-Golgi vesicle-mediated transport. The coding region runs from base 451 to 2448 and encodes 665 amino acids. The transcript is spliced from 20 exons.
AAGGUCAAAAACCAGCAAUUAAGGAGAAGACAGGAGGAGUAAUGGCAACAGGGAACAGGGAAAGCAGCUUGCAAAUAUUUUUAAUAAUAAUAAACGUUGCAGUCUUACUGGCAAAUUGCUCAGAUGCUAACUGCCCUGGUUGACCAGGCAAACUGAGAGCUCUUGAGCAGCAUAGCAUCACAGAAGAAUAGAGUUGGAGUGACCCUUGUACACCAGCCCCCUGUUCAAAGCAGGAAAUGCAGCUAGAGCAUCCCUAACAGAUGCCUGCCCUGCCCAGUGUCCUUUUGAAAGCCUCCAGCAAAAUGAAGCCCACCCACCUCCAGAUCGCCAAAGCGGAACUACUCUUUUCGGGAGAACGGGAGUAGGGGGAAUCGGUGCAGCAACACUCCUGAUCCGGGUCGCGUCGCCGCCUUCGCCACCGCAGCCUUAGGGAAAAGGAAAGGAAGGGAAAUGGCGACAGUAGCAGCAGCAACGGCGCCUGAAGAGCACCAGCAGCCACAGCCGGUUGUGGCCGGGGCUUCCAGCACGGCGGGCUUCUCCUCGCAAGGGCUAGCGGGGGGCUCCGGGCCCAACCCGCUGUCGCGUAAGCUCCGCAAAGUGCUGGAGACGCGGCUAGAAGCCGACAAGGAAAUGCUAGAAGCGCUCAAGGCUCUUUCAGCCUUUUUUGUGGAAAAUAGUUUGCGUACCAGAAGAAAUUUGCGUGGGGAUAUUGAGCAUCGCAGCUUAGCCAUCAAUGAAGAAUUUGUCUACAUUUUCAAGCAAGUGAAGGAGGAGCUUGAAAGCAUAAAUGAAGAUGUGCAGACUAUGAGUAACUGCUGCGAGGACAUGACCAAUCAUUUGAAGGCAGCCAAAGAGCAAACCCAGGAUUUAAUAGUAAAGACAACUAAACUUCAAGCAGAGAACCAGAGGUUAGAAUUGAAAGCACAAGUAGCAGAUGCUUUCAUAGCAGAAUUCCAGCUUUCUCCGGAGGAAAUAAAAGUCCUUCGAGGGACAAGAGAUGGGCCUAUUACAGAGAAUUUUUUCAAAGUAUUAGGAAGAGUAAAACAAAUUCACAAUCAUGUCAAGAUUCUUCUGCGCACAAACCAGCAGAGAUCAGGCCUUGAAAUUAUGGAACAGAUGGCUUUGCUCCAAGAGACUUCUUAUGAGCAGCUUUACCGAUGGGCUCAAGGUGAAUGCAGAGCUUUAACACAAGAAUCCUGUGACAUUUCUCCUGUGCUGUCUCAAGCAAUGGAAGCUCUACAAGACAGACCUGUUCUGUAUAAGUACACCCUUGAUGAGUUUGCAACUGCCAGAAGGAGUGCCGUGGUCCGGGGCUUUAUAGAUGCUCUGACUCGAGGAGGUCCUGGAGGAACUCCCCGGCCUAUUGAAAUGCAUUCCCAUGAUCCUUUGAGAUACGUGGGAGACAUGUUGGCAUGGCUGCAUCAAGCAACUGCAUCUGAAAAAGAGCAUCUGGAAGCCCUCUUGAAGCUCAUAACUACUGAAGGAGUGAAAGAAGAUAUGCAAGAAGUAGUUGGACACAUCACAGAAGGGGUUUGCCGACCUCUAAAGGUUAGAAUUGAACAGGUGAUAGUAUCUGAACCAGGAUCAGUUUUACUAUAUAAAAUUUCUAAUCUUCUCAAAUUCUACCACCACACCAUUAGUAAUAUUGUGGGAAACAGUGCAGCUAUGCUGUUAACUACAAUAGAAGAGAUGCAUCUGUUGAGCAAGAAGAUAUUCUUUAACAGUUUGAGCCUUCAUGCAAGUAAACUGAUGGAUAAGGUUGAAUUGCCACCUGCUGAUCUGGGCCCAAGCUCUGCACUGAAUCAAACACUUGUUCUGCUGCGUGAGGUUCUGACAUCCCACGACUCCUGUGUUAUCCCUUUGGAUACUCGUCAAGCUGAUUUUGUGCAGGUCCUGUCUUGUGUGCUGGAUCCCCUGCUGCAGAUGUGCACUGUGUCUGCCAGUAACUUGGGGUCUGCUGACAUGGCAACCUUCAUGGUGAAUUCACUUCAUAUGAUGAUGACAACAUUGGCUCUGUUUGAAUUCACAGAUAAACGGCUCGAAAUGUUACAGUAUCAGAUUGAAGCACAUUUGGAUACGCUGAUAAACGAACAGGCUUCCUACGUGUUAAAUAGAGUGGGCCUAAGUUAUAUGUACAAUAUUGUACAGCAACACAAACCAGAGCAGGGCCCCUUGGCAAAUGUACCCAGCAUGGAUUCUAUGUCAUUAAAAGCUGCAAUGGUCCAUUUUGAUCGUUAUUUGUCUGCUCCGGAUGGUCUGUUCAUGCCGCAGAUAAACUUUCUUCUAAGUGCAGCUGUCAAACAACAGAUAAUAAAAUUAUCCACAGAACUAGUCUGCAGAGCCUACAGUGAAGUAUAUUCAGCUGUGAUGAAUCCAGACAAUGAAUAUAAAGAUCCAGAAACUAUAUUGCACAGAUCUCCUCAUCAAGUUCAGGCUCUUCUCUCCUAAUAAUAUCACUCAAAACACUAUUUUGGUUUUUAUCAAAGUUUAAGAUCAGGGUAUAGCCGAGCAGCUGCAAGAUAAGCAGUGAUGAUUUUAUUUUUAUCUCAUUGGCAGUCUGCUCAUUACGGUACACUUAGGCUGCAGUUGUGCAGGCAGUUAGUCUGUUGGAAACCCCAUUCAUGUCUGUGAGAUUUGAGCAGCCUUUUUAUGUGCAGGAUUGUAGCCACACUGGUAGAUUUUUGGUAGAGAUGGGAGCAAUAUUUAGACUCAAACUAUUUUCACAUUAUAAAUUGAAGAAGCUUUAUGAUAACAAUCCAGGUUUGUGGGGGUGGGGUGAGAAUAACUGAUAGAUCUUUAUUUCUUAUUACAAUGAUUGAAUAAACACUGUAACCCAAGCAUUGUUUUGUUCUGAUGAUGUAGAGAGAACAAAAGUCCCACUAAUCUGUCCUUGAAAUUUAGGUAGAGGAGAGGUUAGCCUUGAGGAAGGUUUGUUUGUUCUGUUUAAAUGCCCAAUAUUUGGAUGCUUUGAUUAGUCACUUUCUGCCAUGGUUAUUCCUGGCCAAAUGCCCCCCCCACCCCCAUUUAAGUCUCAGAUAAUCUAAUUAAGUCAUUGACCAAAUGAUACUUUGGAGCUUGACUCUCCUAGCAAGAGACUAGAAGUUCAGUAAAUUAUGUGGAUUAGAUAUUUGUUGGGAAUUAGAGGGGCGGAGUUCCAGAGAACCUGGAGAAGCCUUCCAGUCAUGGGAAAAAAUCUGCCUUUGUCCCUUCAGAGUCAAAGUGGGUGGGUGGGGCUUCUGCACACAUCAGUGCAGGGCGAUCCUCGUGGGCACGCUCUCUGGAUGCCGGACUGAAGUACAGCAUCCCUCUCUUUUAAUGUCCAAAGAGGGCCUCAUGCCUAACUUCAAGAAACUUUUGAAUUUUUGGCAGGUUAGUUAAACUCAUUCUAUAUUUCACUGACCAUUUAUAGUGGUAAAUUACUGUUGACUUUUAGUUUAAAUUAUAUUUCUAGAUCAUAAGGAUGUUGAAGGAUGCACACAAUUUGUAAAGGGUAUUGUGAAUAUGUAAGGAUACAUAUUUUAGCCUCCUUUUCCACAACAGGAAAAAUGUAUAUAAAUAUACUUUAACUGUCUUAUGUUCUUUGACUUUUUUUGUAAUAUAUAAAAGAAAAAUAAAUUAUUCAAUAAAUACAUUUAAUCAAAUUUACAACUACAUGCAUACCGUAAGUCAAAUAUACAUGGUAUUUUUAUGCCGUUGCUAUUUUAAUUGGAUGUAUUUUAUCUUUCUGCUUUUUGUAAACUACCUUGUGGAAGAUUUUGUUGAAAGGCAGUCCAAAAAUAUAUAAUAAAUGCAAAAGUAUGUA